AUGACCUUCCAGAAGACACGUCUUCAAAGUGCCCCUGAACAAGCAUUGCUGAAAAAUCAAAAUGGUGUGAUAGCGUCAGUGAUAGCGUCAGUGAUAGCGUCAGUGAUAGCGUCAGUGAUAGCGUCAGUGAUAGCGGACAUCCACUCCACCACGGGAAAGCUGCGCCGAGCAGUCCUGCAGUUUACUCCUGUCAGCUGGCUGUAUGUGAGAUGGCUGGACCCCAACUCGACCACCAUGCGGAUCAUCGCUGUGUGGAUCCUGAUUGUGUCGUGGCAGCUGUCGGAGCUCAACACCUUCUUCCUCAAACACAUCUUCUACGUGCCGUCGUCUCACAUGCUCAACCUGGUCCGGCUGCUGCUUAUAUGUCUGGUGUCUGCACCCACUAUACGGCAGUACUACGUCUAUGUCACUGACACUAGGUGCAAGAGGGUGGGGACCCAAUGCUGGGUCUUCUGUGCAAUCACUCUGACAGAGAGCAUCAUCUGCCUCAAGUUUGGCGCCCAGAUGUUCCGGCAGGCAGUCAUCACUUACGUCAUCACCUGGCUGUGCAUACAGAUGGUGGGCAGCUUCAUGUGUAUCUAUCUGUGUGCUCAAUUUGCUCAACGCUGGAAUAAGUGGAAGCACUACAUGGAUGUGGACUCCCCUAUCCGGAUACCUCGGAUCCGCACCAUAAGCCGAGAGUCGUCAUCCGCGUCACCCUACAGCCCCGCCCAGUGCAGCGGCGACGACGACGAGCCCUGGAAGCAGACGGGCGCGCAGCCACCCUCCUCCAACAGCCGACGUCUUCGCGAGGGCCCCGCCGAGAGGCGUACCGGUGCGGGGGAGGAGGUGAGGGAGGAGGAGGAGGAGCGGGAGAGGGAGGAGGAGCGGGAGAGGGAAGAGGACGGGGAAGAGGGGAACCUCGUUGUGACAGACAAGUACAUCUCUGCCAAGACGGAGUCGCUCAUCUCGGGCAAACUUCUGGGCAACGGCUACCAGCUGAGGUCAAGGUCACCGCUGCACAGGUCUAGGGCGGAGCGCAGCGCUUCCAGUUCACCCAAGUUCCGCUCGGGGAUUAAUGGAAGUUUGUAAUUAUGAUUGGCUAAUUGGUUGCUUAAUUGGGUGGUUGGUUGGUUACUUGGUUGAUGUUUGGCUGGUUAAUU
Molecule: messenger RNA, 1142 nt
Organism: Aplysia californica (California sea hare)
Lineage: Eukaryota; Metazoa; Mollusca; Gastropoda; Aplysiida; Aplysiidae
Product: phosphatidylserine synthase 1
Exons: 8
Coding region: 1-1071 (356 amino acids)
Biological process (GO): phosphatidylserine biosynthetic process
Molecular function (GO): L-serine-phosphatidylethanolamine phosphatidyltransferase activity
Source: RefSeq, a predicted model, not a curated record